Salmo salar (Atlantic salmon) is the source of this 444-nucleotide messenger RNA. The record is from RefSeq and is a predicted model, not a curated record. Lineage: Eukaryota; Metazoa; Chordata; Actinopteri; Salmoniformes; Salmonidae.
AUGAGAGGAACUACAGAUUCACCUUCCAUCGCCAAGAUGAGAGGAACUACAGAUUUACCUUCCAUCGCCAAGAUGAAUGGAAAUACAGAUUCUUCUUCCAUCGCCAAGAUGAGGGGAACUGCACAUUCACCUUCCAUCGCCAUGAUGAGAGGAACUACAGAUUCACCUUCCAUCGCCAAGAUGAGGGGAACUACAGAUUCACCUUCCAUCGCCAAGAUGAGAGGAAGUACUGAUUCACCUUCCAUCGCCAAGAUGAGAGGAACUACAGAAUCACCUUCCAUUGCCAAGAUGAGAGGAAGUACAGAUUCACCUUCCAUCUCCAAGAUGAGAGGAACUACAGAUUCACCUUCCAUUGCCAAGAUGAGAGGAACUACACAUUCACCUUCCAUCUCCAAGAUGAGAGGAACUAGAUUCACCUUCCAUCUCCAAGAUGAGAGGAACUAG